Messenger RNA from Sesamum indicum (sesame), 1080 nucleotides. RefSeq names its product expansin-like B1 (gene EXLB1). Lineage: Eukaryota; Viridiplantae; Streptophyta; Magnoliopsida; Lamiales; Pedaliaceae. The record is from RefSeq and is a predicted model, not a curated record. Gene Ontology annotation, cellular component: extracellular region.
GAUUUUACACACACCUUUCUCUCUGUAUAAUAUUCUUGCUGAUUUGUGUCUGAUCAGAACAAGCUACCCUUAAUUCAUCACUACUGUUUAUGUCAAGAUAUGGGUUCAACUGUUAAAAACCAUUACAACCUUAUUUUCUCACAACUCAUUGUUGUUCUACUUGCAGCCUCAUUGAGUUAUGGCCAGGAGAGUUAUGUCUGCUCUAGAGCAACCUAUUAUGGAAGCCCCGACUGCUAUGGAAACCCUACUGGAGCAUGUGGGUUUGGAGAAUAUGGGAGGACAGUGAACAACGGUGAGGUGAGCGGAGUCUCGAGGCUUUACAGGAAUGGAACUGGCUGUGGAGCCUGCUACCAGGUAAGGUGCAAAAUCCCAUCACACUGCAGCGAUGAGGGAACAAAGGUUGUGGUGACGGACUAUGGGGAGGGAGACAACACAGACUUCAUUCUGAACCUGCGCGCCUACGCCAAUCUGGCUCGCCCCAACAUGGCUGCCGAUCUCUUUGCAUACGGUGUAGUCGACGUCGAGUAUCGACGCAUUCCGUGUGGCUAUUCCAACAACCUCAUGUUCAAAGUUCAUGAACACAGCAAGUUCCCUAAUUACUUGGCCAUUGUACCUAUUUACCAAGCUGGAAUCUACGACAUCACUGCUGUUGAACUGUGGCAGGAGGAUUGCAAGGAGUGGAGGGGAAUGCGCAGGGCGUAUGGUGCGGUGUGGGACAUGGCAAACCCUCCAGUGGGUGCUCUAAGCAUGAGGUUCCAAGUGUCCGGUGGCGCUUAUGGUGAAGGGAAAUGGGUGCAGAUUGCAAGUGCCAUUCCCAGUGAGUGGAAGGCCGGAGUUGCUUACGACACUUCAUUUCAACUUAACUAAUUUAUACGUAUGUGUGUGUGUAAUGUUAGUACCACGUACUCAUAUUUGUAUGUUUAUAAUCAGUUGGGCUUGCUGGCUAGCAGUGUACGUUUGUUUCCUUUUUAGUUUACUUUUUUAGAAUGUCGUUUGUACACUUUUUUGUAGCAACAAUCAGGUACUUGUGGUUUAUGUAUAAAUAAUAAAUAAAAGCUUGCUAUAUAUGUUGGUUUUAAA